UCCUAAAAAAUUCGAGUUAGAAUCAGAUUCAACCGAGUCCAAGUCCAAGCUCCCAUCAAUGGGUUUCUCGAUCGAUAACUCGGUAACACAAUCCAACACCCGAACUCACAAAACCUUCCUUAUCAGCAACUAUUUCCUCUUGGGAACAGCUUCCAGCUGCAUCUUCCUCACACUCUCCCUCCGCUUAUUCCCUUCCUUAUGCGGCUUCUUCCUCAUCCUCCUCCACGCCAUCACCAUCGCCGGCGCCAUCACCGGCUGCUCCGUCGCCGUCUCCGGGUCCAACAGGUGUUACGCCGUUCACAUGGUGGUCAUGGUGCUGACGUCGAUAUUCCAAGGCUCCGUUUCGGUUCUCAUAUUGUCCCGAACUUCUGAUUUCUUGGGGUACUUGAAAUCCUACGUGAAGGAGGACGAUGGGGUUUUGAUAUUGAAGUUGGCAGGCGGGCUUUGCGUGGCGGUUUUUUGCUUGGAAUGGCUCGUGUUGGGACUUGGUUUUGUGUUGAGGUUCUAUGCUUUCGUUGAAGGUCAUCAAGGGGUCGUUAAUGGCGGACAAUCGUCGUUUCAGGGGAACGGGAAAGUUCAAGUUUAAAGAAAUUUCUCAGAUUUUUUAAAAUUAUUUUAAAG
Molecule: messenger RNA, 621 nt
Organism: Hibiscus syriacus
Lineage: Eukaryota; Viridiplantae; Streptophyta; Magnoliopsida; Malvales; Malvaceae
Exons: 3
Coding region: 59-586 (175 amino acids)
Source: RefSeq, a predicted model, not a curated record